AUGAGGGAACAUAUUGUCAACGCUAUCGAACAAUACAUUGACAAGCAUUAUGACAAAAUUCGACAGCACGUCGACAAGAACUUGGAGAGACUUAAGGACAUCAUCGUUGAAAAGCUUCCCACUCAUGUCUUAGAAUUUAUCAAGAAACAUUCCGAUGAUGGUGAUGGUCAUGAAAGCAUGAUGGAAAGCCUACUUCAGGUUGUCUCAUCCUUGGCCGACAAGUUGACCGAUGAAUACAAGGAAGAAAUUCGUGUCGUCGUCAGGGAUCAUCUAGACGAGGUUACCGUCGAUUCGACCGAUCAUUUGACCGGGGUGGUGGUGAAAGAAUCAAAGAGAGCCGUCAGGGAGGUCACAAGCAGAGACGAUGAUGGCGAAUCGUGGUGGAAAGAUAUCGACUUGUCAUUCUUGAAAGGAGGUAGAGAAGGAAUAAUCGAAAAGAUCAUGGAAAUCAUUAGACCUCCAGUUCAACGCGCUAGUGACGACAUCAAUAGAUCUGUUAGUGAAAGGAUACCCGUAAAGGCCAAGGAGAAAUUGUAUCAACGGCUUGGCGUUGGUGGUGGGCCUGUGGAGAGCGUUGAAUACGAGAGUCGGGAGGUUCAUGAGGGAGAACGUGGAAUUAAAACAAAACACAGCUUCACCAAGGUCAUUGGUUCAUUCAUGGGCGGAGGAGAGGGUGGUGGGGGUUUGCAUUUUGGUUUCAUAGAUAGAAUUUUCGAGAAACUUCCCGAUAAGAUUCAAUUAGCAUUGGCCCCACACUUUCAAGAAUUUGAGGAAAAGUUGAUGGAGCAUUUGCAUAUUGAAUUGCAUGAAAACAUAUUCAAGGAAGAAAAUUUCUUGCAUGGAAUGAAAACUUUGAUUG
Messenger RNA from Acaulospora colombiana, 859 nucleotides. The record is from the annotation of a GenBank genome assembly. NCBI's taxonomy places the organism in Eukaryota, Fungi, Glomeromycota, Glomeromycetes, Diversisporales, Acaulosporaceae.